Molecule: messenger RNA, 3372 nt
Organism: Saimiri boliviensis boliviensis (Bolivian squirrel monkey)
Lineage: Eukaryota; Metazoa; Chordata; Mammalia; Primates; Cebidae
Gene: SOX7
Product: SRY-box transcription factor 7
Biological process (GO): positive regulation of transcription by RNA polymerase II; cell differentiation
Cellular component (GO): nucleus
Molecular function (GO): DNA-binding transcription activator activity, RNA polymerase II-specific; RNA polymerase II cis-regulatory region sequence-specific DNA binding
Source: RefSeq, a predicted model, not a curated record
GCGGGGACCCGGCGGCGGCCUGGGACGCAGGGAGGGGACCCGCGCUGACACCGAGGGAGGGGCCGCGCCGCCUUCGAGAGUCAUUGGAGGACGCGGCCGCCCGAAGCUGAUAAAUCAGGGGCCGGGUCGCGGCUGCUGGCCAAGGUGGACGCCCCAACCGGUGCGAGGGCCAGGUCAGCGCCGGCCCGGCGAGGCGAAGCGAGGCUACACGCGUGCGGCCAUGGCCUCGCUGCUGGGAGCCUACCCAUGGCCCGAGGGGCUCGAGUGCCCGGCCCUGGACGCCGAGCUGUCGGAUGCGCCGUCGCCACCAGCCGCCCCUCGGCCCCCGGGGGACAAGGGCUCCGAGAGCCGUAUCCGGCGGCCCAUGAACGCCUUCAUGGUUUGGGCCAAGGACGAGAGAAAACGGCUGGCGGUGCAGAACCCGGACCUGCACAACGCGGAGCUCAGCAAGAUGCUGGGAAAGUCAUGGAAGGCGCUGACGCUGUCCCAGAAGAGGCCGUACGUGGAUGAGGCGGAGCGGCUGCGCCUGCAGCAUAUGCAGGACUACCCCAACUACAAGUACCGGCCGCGCAGGAAGAAGCAGGCCAAGCGGCUGUGCAAGCGCGUGGACACCGGCUUCCUCCUGAGCUCGCUCUCGCGAGACCAGAACGUCCUGCCCGAGAAGAGGAGCGGCAGCCGGGGGUCGCUGGGGGAGAAAGAGGACAGGGGUGAGUACUCCCCCAGCACCGCGCUGCCCAGCCUCCGCGGCUGCUACCACGAGGGGCCGGCUGGUGGCGGCGGCACCCCGAGUAGUGUGGACACGUACCCCUACGGGCUGCCCACACCCCCUGAAAUGUCUCCCCUGGACGUACUGGAGCCGGAGCAGACCUUCUUCUCCUCCCCCUGCCAGGAGGAGCACGGCCACCCCCGCCGCAUCCCCCACCUUCCAGGGCCCCCUUACUCACCGGAAUACGCCCCCAGCCCCCUCCACUGUAGCCACCCCCUGGGCUCCCUAGCCCUUGGCCAGUCCCCCAGCGUCUCCAUGAUGUCCCCUGUAUCCGGCUGUCCCCCCUCUCCUGCCUAUUACUCCCCAGCCACCUACCACCCUCUCCACUCCAACCUCCAAGCCCCCCUGGGCCAGCUCUCCCCGCCUCCCGAACACCCUGGCUUCGACGCCCUGGAUCAGCUGAGCCAGGUGGAACUCCUGGGGGACAUGGAUCGCAAUGAAUUCGACCAGUAUUUGAACACUCCUGGCCACCCAGACUCCGCCCCGGGGGCUGUGGCCCUCAGUGGCCAUGUGCCGGCCUCCCAGAUGACAUCAACGGGCCCCACAGAGACCAGUCUCAUCUCCGUCCUGGCUGAUGCUACGGCCACAUACUACAACAGCUACAGUGUGUCGUAGAGCUGGAGGUGCCACGUCCAUCCAGCCCUCGUGCCCUCUCUUUCCUGUGCCCUGAGUGGUGCGGGAGCCGGGCAGCCACAGCAGCUUUUCUCCCACUGCUCAGGGCAGGGAGGUCUGAACUGCGGCCCCAGAGCCUUUAGCCUAAGCUGGACUCUCCUUAUCCUUCUGUCCCCUUCAUCACCUUCCCCACAUCCCAGCCCCUGCAGCCCGUAUUUUGAGUAUACUGAGUAUAUUCCUUCAAGGGAGUUUUCCUCCAGCCCCUGAGAGUUGCUGCCUCCCGGUAGAAUGUUCACGGACCUCUUUUUUUUUUUUUUUUUUUGUAACCUUCAUCGAAACACGUGGUGGGACAGACUUGAUAGCCAAGGCCCCUUCUGCUCCACGCUUUUCUGAUUUAGGGUUCUCUCAAGGUUAAUAAAGGAAGACGGGGAAAUCUGACUCAUUAGUGAGCUCACUAACUUAGGAUCUGGUGAUAAUUUUGUGUGUACAGCCCGGGGACCACGAGGCUUUCUGCACUUCCUGUGCCCCCUUCCAAAAUGACCACAGAAUGCCAAAGGGACUCAUCCAUUUUGAGAAAAAAGAGUCAACCUGAUUUGAGAAAUUAACCGGUAUGGCUAAUUCUAUCACAGAAAAUGGAAUUGACUUAAAACUUUUAUUUUAAAUAUACAUUUUAAAGCAGUUUAUUAUUAUUAUCAUAUACACUCUUCAAGAGAAUAUGUACAAUCUAGGCUGGGCAUGGUGGCUCGUGCCUGUAAUCCUACAACUUUGGGAGGCCGAGGUGGGUGGAUCACCUGAGGUCAGAAGUUCUAGACCAGCCUAGACAACAUGGUGAAACCCUGUCUCUACUAAAAAUACUGAAUUAGCUGGGCGUAGUGGUACAUGCCUGUAAUCCCAGCUACUUGGGAGGCUGAGGCAGGAGAAUCUCUUGAACCUGGGAGGCGGAGGUUGCAGCGAGCCACGAUUGCACCAUUGCACUCCAGCCCGGGCAACAAGAGUGAAACUCCAACUCAGAAAUAAAAAAGAAAAGAAAAGAAAGAAUAUGCACAGUCGGAAUAUAUACAAUGAGUUUGAGAGACACAGGCCCACUUCAUACAACCCUUAAACUCAAAGUCUAAAUAAAUCAGAUGUUUUUAUUAACAAUGACAACUUCUUGCCAACUCCCUGUUCCUAAUGACCCAAAGAGCCAGGGUACCUAGAAGGACUUUGCAACCAAGCAAAGUCACUGCCUUCAAAUCUGGAUACACACUUUCCCCUCUGUAGAUUCAAGAGGUGCGUCCUUCCCGGCUGUCUCCAGCUUCCUUACUCUCUUUUCCGGGGUUUCUUUUUCUCUUCUUCCUGCUCUUCCUCCACUGCUGAACUUAGACCCUAACUCAAACAGCCCCUGACUUAAAAACCCAAGCAUGCUUCCUCUAACUGCAAUGAGAAUUUGUGUUCCUCGCCGGUCAGGUCCUCAGCCAAAGUCCUCAGCCAGUGCUUUAGAGCAACUUCGCCCAAAUCAGAAACUCACUGUGAUUCCAAAAACGUUUCUGAGCCCUGGACCCCUGCCGCCAAAACAUUUUCAUGUUCCCCCAAACCCCCUUUGAAGGGGCAUGCAUAACAGUGUGCUGAAAGACAGUUGUUUGGUUUUUUAUUUUAGCAUAUUAUUUCUUGUAUGAAAUACGUUUUAUAUAAUCUCCUAUUAUUUUUACCUUGUUUUCUAUUGUUGAUAAAUCCUUUUUGUCCUUCCAAGACGUCCUAUUGUGAAAUCACUUAUAAGAUAUGAUUACUCUUUAUGCUAUUACUGUAUAUGCCAUUUGGUAAUAAAUAGUACAUUGUUGAUGAUAUGAUUGACUGGUGUGCAGUCCAGAGCGUGUGUUAAUAGUCUCAUAAAACAGUAUCACAGACAUUAAGCUAAACUGUUCCAUUUUUUUGAAAAAAUGACACAUACUGUGGAACAGUUGUCAAAUAUUAAUUUGUUGAAAAUAUUUAAUUUAAAUAAACGUUUUUGUACCAUG